AUGGAUCUAGAUCGUGUUGUGAGUUAUUCGUCGUUUUGGAAUACUGGCAAUGGCGCGCUAGGUACCACCCUGGGUUCAGAUUCUGGGAGCACGUUUGGGUACAAUCCGAUUGAGACCCACCAAGUUGAAAAUCAUCCUCAGCUAGACCCGUGGGCAGCAGAGAAUGCGUAUAUGCUUGCGAAUCUCAACCCUAACAACACGGGCCUAUACUAUCGCGACCGUGUCGUAAAACCCGUGACUUAUCCAUGGAACACCAUCGGCCGGCUCUUUUUCCAGCGUUCCAAUAUCGAUAAUGGAGGGUGGUGUACGGGGUCUUUAGUCGGGAGAAACCUCAUACUCACCGCCAGUCACUGUUUUCCAUGGGGAUAUGGCAGCAAUCGAUGGAUGAGAUUUUCACCAGGUUUUGGCAACGGCGUCGAGCCAUAUGGUAGCUCUUACAUAUCGCGAUGUCGCGGGGUCAAAAAUACUUUUAAUGUCACCGGGAUUGAUUACAUCGUUUGCCAGCUCUGCGAACCGCUCGGGGACUUGACUGGUUGGAUGGGUACAAAGUGGUGGAAGGAUGGGGAUUCCUAUAUCGGUAGACCAUGGAGAAGUUCCGGAUACCCUACUGAUGCGUUUCAAGGGAAUGAGCAAAUGCUUUUGUCCAACAUCACGCUUCUUAAUGUCGAUUUCCAUGGGCGUCUCGGGAAGGAAUUGGAGACUCGAGUGUUUGCUUCGCCUGGUUGGUCUGGAGGGCCGAUGUGGGAAUAUAUUGAUGGGCAGCCUACAAUUGUGGGUGUUUGUAGUGGGGGAGAGAAAGAUUGCAGUGAAGAAGUUGGCGGCUGCAAUGGUAUAAAAGACUCGAGUUUGUACCAUGAUGUCUCUGCAGGAGGGAGACUUAUGACUGAUCUUGUCGCGUAUGGCUUGGCUCAUUGGAAUCACACUGAUUAG
Molecule: messenger RNA, 930 nt
Organism: Histoplasma mississippiense
Lineage: Eukaryota; Fungi; Ascomycota; Eurotiomycetes; Onygenales; Ajellomycetaceae
Exons: 1
Coding region: 1-930 (309 amino acids)
Biological process (GO): proteolysis
Molecular function (GO): serine-type endopeptidase activity
Source: RefSeq, a predicted model, not a curated record